Insectozyma verbasci is the source of this 5839-nucleotide messenger RNA. Lineage: Eukaryota; Fungi; Ascomycota; Pichiomycetes; Serinales; Debaryomycetaceae. The record is from the annotation of a GenBank genome assembly.
AUGGAAAACAAAGUAGCAGAAAAUGUCUUGGCCACUAUUGGUACUGUUUUAUGGUGCAUUCAAUUGAUACCCCAGAUUAUAAGAAAUUUUAGAGUUAAAGAUUGUGAAGGUUUACCGCCAUUAAUGAUGUUUUUGUGGGCAUGCAGUGGAGUACCAUGGUCUUCAUAUUUUACAGCUAUUGAUUCAUCUAUACCAUUAAUCAUUCAACCUCAAAUUUUCACAUUUUUCAGUUUAGUUACUUGGGCGCAAACUUUAUAUUAUCCACCAAGACAUGUUUCAAGAAAGAGAUUUGUAUUACUUAUUGGUCUGUUUGUCAUAAUAGCUAUUGGUGUAGAAGCUGGUUUAAUUUUGGGUCUUAGACCAUUACAUAGAAGAGGAAUUACAUGGCCAUUAUUAAUUAUUGGUAUAUUAGCAUCCAUUUUUUUGGUUGUUGGUUUAAUUCCACCAUAUUUUGAAUUAGCUAAAAGACAAGGUAGGGUUAUUGGUAUUAAUUUUAUAUUUUUAAGUAUGGAUACUGGUGGUGCAAUUUUCUCAAUGGCCAGUAUCAUAGUUGGUAAUAUGGAUAUUAUGAGUUUGAUUUUAUAUAUUCUUGUUAUAGUACUUGAAGUUGGUAUAGUUGCAAGUCAUUUUGUAUGGUGGUUAAGAAUUGGGAGGAAAUUGCCAAAAGAAGUUAAAGAAGAAGAAGCACCAGCUGAUAGUGGAGCCUCCAUGUCGUCUGGCGUAGUUAUUGAAAAAAAUUCAUUUGAAGUGAACAAAGAUGCGAAAGAAAUAUCACCGGUAUGACAUACGGAUGAAUUAUAACAUUACUAUGACAUAUUUAAUUAACAAUUCUUGUAUAUUUUAUUUAUAGAACAUAGAUUUUAAUAUUAUGAUUUUUAUGGUUUUAACUUUGUUGCAAAUUCGCAGUAAAAAAAAUCUAUAGUACGAAUGUUAUGGUAUGAAUAGAAUAAAUAGUUCACCGUGGGACUAAUACUAACAAACUCAGUCUUCGUUCAAACCAUUAAACUUUCUCGAAGAUUCAAUAUCUAAGAAGGAUUUAGAAGAAGAACAUACAAGAGAGAUACAAGUUGAACAAGCAUACAACUUAUUUCAACUGGCAUUAAAAUUUCAUAAAAGUGAUCAACUACAACAAUCUUAUAAAAUUUAUGAAAACUUAUUCAAAUUAAAUAUUAUAUCUAAUCAUUAUUAUGAAGAAGUUGACUAUAUUCGUGGUUUACAAAAUGGUGAAGUGAAUACUAUUGAUGAAUUAAGUUUAUUAUCACCAAAUGUCAAAUCAUUAAGGUAUUUAAUUUUUAGAAAUAGAGGAAUGUUAUACUUGGAAAUGUUGAAAAAAGAAGAAUUUCUGGAAAGUCAAUUCAAAGAGUUAUUUUAUACAUGUAUUGAUGAUUUAUGUAUUGCAUUUUUAUAUAAUGAAUCAGAUGAAGAAUUACUCGAAAUAAUAUUUGAAAUUUAUUUAUAUUUAGGGGUCAAAAAAUUAUCGAGAUAUACAUUAGAAUAUCAACUAAGCUCGAGAGAAGAAAGUGACGAUUUAGCUGGACUAAUUCCAAUUGAUAAAGGUGUUCAAAAAAAAUAUGAUAAUUUACUUCUGGGAAAAGUAAAACCAAGUGUGAAAUUUGAAUUUUUAAAACCAGUUAAAGAUGACUUUGAUGUCCAGCUGAAUAAACAAUAUCAAAAAAUUAAAACAAUAAUAAAAUGUAAAAACUCAUGGGUCAGUUUGAUAGACUGCGUAAAUGCAAAAUUAAAAGAGAAUCAAGAUGAGAAUAAAAUUGAAGAUGUACAUAGACCAAGAUUAAAACAAAUUGAUCCUUACAUUUUAACUGAAGAACCAUUAGAGAUAGUCGAAAUAGAAGUGGAGAAUGUGGAGCCUGAAGUAGAACCUGAAUCUAUAGUGAUUGAAGAACCACAACAAACUGAAGAAAAGGAAGAGAAUCAAGAAGAAGUAAAGGAGGAGAAGAAAGAAGAAGAACCAAUAGAAACCAAAAUUCAGAGAUCAUCUAAAAGAUUAGCAAAAGUUGAAGUGGCAUCAGAUUUACCCGAAAUUGCACUACAAGAUGCUCACUUUUAUGGGUUAAAUUUAUUUUUGCAAGAGUUCAAACAGUUACUUCAAGUAAAUGUGAUGGAUAUAAGAUCUAUAUAUUUGCAUAAUACAGAAGCUCCUCAAUACGUGCAAGAUUUUAUCGAAAUGAUCAACGACUGGAAAUAUGAAUCGGGAUUAUUAUCAUUUCAAUCCAAGACUAAUCAAGGUGAAAAUUUGAAAUUACUUGAUUUGCUUAGUGGAUUUGAUCGUGAUCAAGAAUUUGCAAAGAAAGAUUUCCCACCAUUAGGAUCAAUAGAUGAAUCAAUUCUUGAAAAAACUGAUUACGUUCAUUUAAAAGAAAAUAUUAUAAAAUAUCUUAUAAAUUCAUGUUUGACCAGCAAAUGGGAAGAGAACUUAUAUAUCAAGCUUAAAGAUUGGGUCCUUCAAUUUGAUAAUUACAUAAUGCCAGACUUAGAAACUGCAAUAGGAAUAUUUGAAUUAUUAACUGAUGUGUCAAUAACAUUAGAAACUCAAAUUAAUGAUCAGAUAAGUAAAAAAAUAAAUAGAGGAAUUGUGAAUCCCUUAUGUCAGGAAUUAUUAAAAGUUAACGAUAAAUUACAAAAAUGGUCAACUGCAAUUGAAGAUAUUGUAUACCAAAAUUUUGACGCAAAAUUACUUGCGAGAUUCAAAUGGGCGCAAUACAACAAGGAGAAAGCAUCAACUACAAAUUGGGGUGAUAAUUCAUCAUUGAAAUAUAAAUUAAAAGAAUUACUAAAAUAUGAUGUUGAGAUAUCUUAUCCUAAUUAUAAAAAUUUUGGUGAUUCAAACACUGAAAGUAUUAAAAAUCAACUAACAAUUAUAUCAGUACUUUCAAUAUUUUGGAGAAUCUUAUAUAGUGCUCCUAAAACAGAAAACAAUGAAGCUAUUGAUUUACUUGAAGAUAUUUUAAUGGACCUGCAAAAUCAAGAUAAGCCUAUAUUAUCAAUCAGAAAGUUUUUAUCUGGAUCAUCACUUGAAAUGAGAUUAAGUUUGUGGAGUAUAUUAUUACUGUUUUACAGGCUGAAUGAUUUAAAGAUCAAACUAGCCAGUGGGUUUGAAAAAAGUCUUGAGUUUUUGAUUGCUUAUCUUGAUGGUGAUUAUACAAAUUUUGAUAAACCAACUCGAUUUACUAUAUUACUGAAGAUUCUAGGGUUUUACAGUAAUAACAUUUCUAAUAUUGUUGAAAUUGGAGAACCAAUUGCUUCGAAUUUGGUAGUAAAAUUCCUAGACUUGUUUUUCAUUUACGAAAUUCAUGAAGAAGCAAGUAGUAUAAGUUCAUUAAAAACAUCACUCAAAGCUAAAUCAAUGACUUCAUAUAACAACUUAAAAGAUACCUUCAUUAAAACUUUCGUUUUAAUAAUAAUAAAUUGUAAAAACAACAAAGAGUUACAGCAAAAGAUCAUAGACCUAGUACAUCGUCAAUUGGGUUCCGUCGGAAUAUGUAAUGCUGCUAAUGGUAUAUUCCUAAAUUCUAUCCAUGAAGUUUUAGAUAACUCAAAGGAUAAAAUACAAUAUGCACAAUAUAUAAAAUGUAAAUUUCAUUACAAUAUUGCAAUUGAUGGUGUACUACCUGAAGAUCAUGGAACUGAACGAACAGAUAUCGAAGAACAAGAUUGUCAAAGUCUAGCAAAAUUUAUAUUACCAAUCUGUUUUAAAUCAAAUCCGCUUAAAAAUGUCCCCAAACAUGAUGUUAAACAAUUGAUUGAUGAAAUUUAUGGAAAAAUAGGUGGUCCAGACUUUGAGUCAGAUGAAGUAUUAAGUCGAAAUAAAGCAUCGCUUAAUUAUUUUUUAGAUACAAGAAAAUUAACUCCAAGAUUUAUAAAAGAUUCAUUUUAUGGAUUAAAUGAGUUGAAAUUUGAUGAAUUAAACCAUCCAAUAGUACAAGAUGGUUUAUAUUUCAUGCAAGGAUUGUUGACAUUUUUUUCAUACAAAUCAAGAAAAAAGAAUAUGCAAAGUAGAGCUGUUGAAAUUGAAACGGCUAUUUCAUUAUUAGAAAAUGAUUUAAUUUAUGGUAGUAAUAGAUUAGAAAGCUGGUUUUUAUUAGGUCAAGCUUAUGGUUUUUUAGUUGAAGAUGAUUUAAUUUGGACUUCAGAUAAAUUAACAAUUGCAGAUCGUAAAACUUCAACAGCAAAUUUACAAAGGAAAUCAUUGACUUGCUAUUUAAUGGCUAUAAAUUGUUCUGUUGAAGCACCAAAGGAGAAUGUGAAACCAAUCAUUGGAAGUCUUAUGUCAUCAUUUGCUAAAGAAAUGUUUAGUGCUGUAAUGCAACCAAUGAAUAUGCAUGCUUUUAAAGUUCAAUCACAGCCUAGAUUUAUAAAUAAAGCAAAUGGUGCAUCAUUUUUAAGUGCAAGUGAAAGUGCAGUAACGAGUAAGAAAACUUUAUUCAAGAUUAUGAAAGCAGCUUUUGAGUUAGCAAUUAAAUCAAAAAAUAAUGAAUGGAGCGAUUUUUAUUAUUUAUCAAAAGUUCAAAAGAAAUUAAACGAAUCACCAAAACUAGUUUUAGAUACGAUGAGUAAGGCCUGUGAGCUAGCUUCUGAUGAUAUAGUCGAACCAUAUUAUACAAUAAUUUCAUUGUGUUACAAGUAUGUGAAAAAUGAGAAAAUGACAAUAGAAGAAGCUCUCAAAUAUCUAAACUAUCCAGGUGUAAAUAAGGCCGUUUCACAAAAUACUGAAUUUUACAAAUUGAUAUGUGAAUGUUUGAAGAACCUUGAUUCUGCGGACAAGAAAAAUUGGCAACAUAAACCAAAAUAUCGAUUGUCAAAAAUAUAUUUUGAUGAGUUUGGUGAUAGUGAUAGCAGUAUUACGAUCUUGAAGAAUUUUAUAUCAUUAAAUACUCCUAAUAAAUCUUUAGUAUCAAUAUGGAAGCCAGACUCAGAAAGACCAGGAAAGCAUUUUCUUUACACUUUUAGAUACAUUUAUUUUUAUAUUGAAUUGUUAAAACAAAAUAAUGACUUAAAUAGUUUGAUAAUAAUGUUACCAAAAUUAAGAAGGUCAAAUUCUGUCAUGAUUCAGUUAACAACAGCUUGGGAGUUUUUAUGUACAUCAAUUUGUAAGAUUAUUAGAGAUAUAUUUAAAAUCGGCGAUUCAUUUGAUUUUACAGACAAGUUUAUAAAUAAUUUAAAUUUUCCAAAGUUUACUCAAAAUUCAAAAAGUUUUAUGGAUCUUUUUAAGCAAAAUGGUGUCCCAGAUGAAUUAAGAGCACAUAUAUGUUUUUUGAAUUCUGUUAAUGAUAUGAAAAAGUUGAAUAAUGGAUUUGGACCAACUUCAUUAAUUGAUGAUACAAUAGUUGGAAUUUUUUUCAGAAUUUAUACAUUUUACUUUGCACAAGAUUUUACAAAUGCAAUGGAAAAUCCAAGUGCAAAUCAAAAAAAGAAGAUUGCUAAGAAAGAUAUUUUUCCAAUUACAAAUGAUAUAAUUAAAAAUCAUAAAAAGGAAAUUGAAGAUAAAUUGAAAGAUGAACCAGAUUUGUUUAAUAUUCUGGCGAAAAAAGUAGCAGAUGCAAAAAGGAAAGAGGAAGAGGAAAUGAAGGAAAAGGAGGAAAAGGAGAAACAGGAUCAAAAAGAACAAACGAAUCAAUCAACAUAUAAUGCACCGAUCAGAAAACAAGAAUUACAAGUUGAACCAAAAGAAAGAGAGGUUUCAGUAAUCAAUUCGGAGGCUAGUUCACAAGAAAGAAGAUUUAUACUACUCAGUGAUCCAUCGAGAUGCGAAGAUGAAGAGCCUUUAAGGAAAAAACAUAAGCCUGCUACACCAGAGUUAAUUACAGGUAUUGAUUCAGAUUGA